AGGUGGGUCAAGGCGAAGGACUUUACUUUAAGGAAGAAAAAAAAGUUCAUUAGCAGCAGGAGUCAACGUAGGCUGUUCAGCAAGAACAUCAAACUCGCAUUAUCCAUAAAGAACAGUUAUACUAAUUGGAUGCAUCGGGAUUUUAAAUAAUAAACUCUCCGGUUACGAUAAACCAAGAUCGAAGACAAUGGAUAAUGAUUUGGAGCAGGGAGAGGUGGUGGAGCAGGACAAGGUGAGGACCCUGCAGUCUCAGGUGGAGGGAGUGAAGGACAUCAUGACCCAGAACGUGGACCGGAUCCUGGCCCGGGGAGAGAGGCUGGACGACUUGAUGGGCAAGUCAGAGGACCUGCAGGCUGGGGCUGAGGACUUCAAGCACACGUCCCAGAAGGUGGCUCGCUCCUAUUGGUGGAAGAACAUGAAGCUGUGGGUGGUGAUCGUGGUCAUUGUCCUCGUCAUAAUCCUUAUCAUCGUACUGCUCAGCACUGGCGUCAUCCCAACCAGCUCCCCUGUUCCCCCACUUCCCAAACCUACUAAAAGAACAAACUAGUAAUGUUUUUCCACACUGUGUUUCAAUGUGUUUUAGCUGAGCUGGUUGCUAGAGAGGAUGUCAGUGGGUUUUUUUGUUUUGAAAGAUGGGGAAAACUUAGCUGCAAUGGUAUAGUGAAAGAAAGGGGGAAUUGAGAGAGGGAAUGGAGAGUCUGAAGAAGCAUGAGAGCCUUUUGACCUCUAUCCAUGACCUGAUACUCCAUCAUACACAAACUGCGGGAACUCAUGUCAUGACUUAAUGUGGGUUCUCAUGGUCCAUGUACUCAGGCCUUGGAAACUCUGGCUAACUCCAGACAACCUGUUGUGAGAGAGGUGGAAUUGAACAGCUAACAUCUCCCCUUGCUGGUCCAAAUGAGUGUCUCAAGCUCCUAGGACUACUGUCAGCCAUCUCAUAGCUUUGCAUAGUAGCUUUUGGGAGGCACACCUGUAUUCUUUAACUACUUGUGGGUUUUAACUCAUCUCACUGUCCACUCCAAUGCUACAAUACCAGCCAUGCUUUGGGGAGGUCAAGGAGUUAACUCCAAUGCUUGUAUAUAGUUAUCAUACCUGUAUAUACAUUUGUAAAGCACCCACAUGGGGCCCUAAAUAAUUCCAGUAGUAUAACAAUGAGGCUAUUUAUUGUUUUAUUUUUCUCAUCCCUACUGAACAUCUUUUCUUUUUUGUUUUUCAUAUGACUGUAUUAAUGUUGUUUUUAAUCAGCAAAACCAAUUAAAGAAAAUUAUAUGGACCCCCCCCCCCCAGAGUCCUAUCAGUAGAUAUGUGGUUUAGAGGUAUAAUUGUAUUUUAGACAAGUAGGAUGUAUUGGGAAUUUGGGCCAGUGUCAAUUGCUAUAGAAUUCUAUUUUGUUUUUCAUUCAUUGAUGGAGUUCAAUCAUGUUAUAUCUGAUUAGUUAUAGAAUAAAUAGCAUUUACUUCCG
Molecule: messenger RNA, 1462 nt
Organism: Oncorhynchus masou masou (cherry salmon)
Lineage: Eukaryota; Metazoa; Chordata; Actinopteri; Salmoniformes; Salmonidae
Product: vesicle-associated membrane protein 8-like
Exons: 3
Coding region: 188-547 (119 amino acids)
Biological process (GO): vesicle fusion; SNARE complex assembly; vesicle-mediated transport
Cellular component (GO): SNARE complex; plasma membrane; mucin granule
Molecular function (GO): syntaxin binding; SNAP receptor activity
Source: RefSeq, a predicted model, not a curated record